Messenger RNA from Blastomyces gilchristii SLH14081, 1924 nucleotides. RefSeq lists its product as uncharacterized. The record is from RefSeq and is a predicted model, not a curated record. Lineage: Eukaryota; Fungi; Ascomycota; Eurotiomycetes; Onygenales; Ajellomycetaceae. The transcript has a single exon. The annotation marks the transcript as partial.
GAACGGAUCGAUCUAUUCAGAAGCGACACUUCGGAAUUUUGAGCGAGACACGGUGGAUAACUUUGUCGAAAAGGUCAUUAACGCUUUGGAAGACGAUGAACCCCUUCGACAUGAGUUUGGAAUCCAAGGCCGAGUCACCUUCUACGAUCGCGCAAACCCAUGGGAAACCUUGCUGGAGAACAGCCUGGAGCAAAUGAACCUUCAGGACGCGCGGACACCCCAACGACCGGCGAACACUAGGCAUGGAGGGUGCAGAGGAGGGGGAAGAGGCGGGGGAAGAGGCGGGGGAAGAGGAGCGGCGCAGAGACAGAAGAGGGAUGGCACUGCACGAAGACGCAAUCGGCGUGCGGACCAGUUCUGCGUGCACCUAGUGGCUGAUGAACAACAAAUACCAGUGUAUGCAGUGGAGUUCAAAGCGCCGCACAAGGUGACAAUCCCCGAAUUAGUGGCGGGUCUACACCAGAUGGAUCUGGCUCGCGAUGUCAUCGACCAAGAAGGUGACACAUUUGAAUUUUAUGCCACCCGUCUUGUCGCCGCCGUGGUCACUCAAAUAUUCUCAUACAUGAUCGAUAGUGGAGUUCGAUACGGCUACAUCUGCACAGGGGAGGCCUUUGUUUUCCUGCAUAUCCCGGAAGAUGACCCCACGAUUGUUCAAUAUUUCUUGUGUAUCCCGAAUAAAGACGUGCGGCCGGACGAUGAAUUGCGCCUCCACCGGACCGCCAUCGGCCAGGUGCUUGCGUUCACCCUUCAAGCGCUGGCCGCAGAAACUCCCCGUCAAGAGUGGUACGACAUGGCACACAACAAGCUAACGACCUGGGAGGUUGAAUACCUCGACGUGUUGAAGGAAAUUCCCGAAACUCUACGUAAAGACCCGAGGUCCUCUAAUUAUCGGCCCUCGCAUUGGAAACGAGAUCGGAAAGUACACAACACACGCUCUCGCGCCCGCUGUCAGCCAGAUUCAUCUACACCAAAGCACUCGUCGCCCGAAGGCAGUGACAGUGAUCAAGAAUCGCAAUCGCCAUCCGCCGCAGCAGCGUCGCGUAGCCGAUUAAGCCGCAGCCGAGGUAACAACCGUCAAUCAACGAAGGGAAGCGAAAGGGCACGAGCCGGCCGGGACAAAAAACAGACUUCUCAAAAAGACGGGCAUUCUACUCGACCAUACUGCACCAUUGCCUGCAUCCGUGGCAUGGUCAACCGUGAACCUCUGGAUAAAAAAUGCCCCAACUGGAAACUCCACGGUGGUCAGAGACAUUCUAUGGGACCGCAAGAGUUCACACGCCAGCUUCACUGUCAACUUGUCCGAAACCGAGACCUGGGCUUCGAGCAAUUGCACAUCUGUGGUCGGACAGGCUAUCUCAUGAAAGCUACCCUUCUAUCACACGGAUACACUGUGAUCAUUAAAGCUACCACAGUGGAGAAGGAGCAUCGCCUUCAAACGGAGGUGAACAAUUAUCGUUACCUCAGGAGCUUGCAAGGGCAUCAGAUUCCCGUCUAUCUUGGAGUCUUUCAGCCACGGGUCGCGUAUUGGUACCAUGGUGAAUUAAUGUCGCAGAUGAUGAUUCUGAGCUGGUCUGGAACGCGGCUUCAGCAUGUUAUCAACGAUGAGAAUUCUAGCUUCUUUUACCAAGAGCGCGACAAAGCUCUGGCCGUAUUCCGAUCGCACGGAGCUGUCCACAGCGACGGCGAGUGGCGCAAUAUGCUAUGGGAUGAUCUGGGUGGCCGUUUGAUUGUCAUUGACUUGGAGGACAUGAGAUGGUUGAAGCGUCCUCGAACUCUAGAACCAAUAUCUGGAAACACGUGGCGUGCUCAUCGCGUUGGGACGGAGGAAAAGCAAGCAAAGCCUCCUGUCCAACUCAACUGUCUGCUUAUGACGGUCCACGAAUCCAUAGGUCGACUGCGUUAGGUGACUCGGUUGGUAUCUGCC